Trametes versicolor FP-101664 SS1 is the source of this 444-nucleotide messenger RNA. RefSeq lists its product as uncharacterized. NCBI's taxonomy places the organism in Eukaryota, Fungi, Basidiomycota, Agaricomycetes, Polyporales, Polyporaceae. The record is from RefSeq and is a predicted model, not a curated record. Bases 1 to 444 code for a protein of 147 amino acids. The transcript has a single exon.
AUGCUUAGCAAGAAAGCGAUUGCAUUACCACCGGUGUCUCUGGGGCUGGCGCUUGGUGGUUCGCUGUUUGUGGCACGCAAAGAAGAUGGUGGAGUGGAUCAGGGAGCAACAAGGGCGGCGCGAAUGCUUCUAACGGAGGCGGUACAUGUAAUUUGGGUCCUGAGAUGCGAGCGAGUUAUUGGCUGGGCGGAUACACCAACUAGGAAGCACACGGACAGCGAGAUCCUCAAUAAGCUGGCGGCCAGGAUAAACAGGCGCAUUGCUAUGGAUCAAGGAGCGUCGAAUGUACGGAUGCACAAGAAGAGGGCGGUUAAGUGGGAAAAGGUCCGAAAUACGUGGAAAGGGCUCUUGCGGAACGAGCAUGUGUUGCCGGCGGAAUGGAUGAGUAUGCAGGGGGUUUUAGUGGGUAUACCAUCGCUCGCGGAGCUGCGCGAACCGGGCUGA